UAAAUGAACAUCUGAUCUCAAUCAGGAAGUAAAGCACCGAGCUCGGCCGACUCGCCUCCGUGUUGUCAAUGUAGUUUCUUCAUGUUUGUUGCCUCAUUCAUAGCUUCUCAUUUUGAACAUUCGCCUUUAUAAUCAGACUUGGAGGUCUUCUUCCCAGCAGGGACAUGGCCGAAGGUGCCGAGGCUGAUGUUGACGAGCCGCCUCGUUGUCAUGUGCCUCCUGUCAUUACAGUCUCCGGUCUGCCCACUGCCACUGCAGCAGGUCAAAACCUGAAAGAAUGGCUGCUGGAGCAGUUCUGUGACAAACCUCUGGAGCAGGAUGACAUGCGACUUCACAAUGCAGCCUAUGUGGGCGAUCUGGACACACUGAGGAACCUACUACAGGAAGAGAGCUUUUUAGAACGGAUCAAUGAGAAAUCGGUUUGGUGCUGUGGAUGCCUGCCCUGCACUCCCCUAAGGAUUGCAUCCACAGCCGGACACGUCGCCUGUGUGGCUUACCUUAUUGCUCAAGGGGCUGAGGUGGACCUCGUGGAUGUCAAAGGCCAAACGGCGUUGUACGUCGCUGUGGUCAACGGUCACCUGGACUGCGUGCGUGUCCUCCUUGAGGCCGGAGCCAACCCCAACGGGAGCCGUCACCACCGCAGCACACCGCUCUACCAUGCUGUCCGUGUCGGUCGACUGGAUGUGAUUCAGGAACUCAUUCGGUUCAAUGCUGAUGUUGACAUGGAUUAUCAGCUGGGUCCCCGUCUUCCCUUAUGUGCUCGGACCCUCAACACUUUAGUGGUGUGUCCUCUCUACAUCAGUGCCGCUUAUCACCACCUGCACUGCUUCCGGGCUCUGCUGGAAGCUGGCGCUCAGCCUGACUUCAACUACUCAGGGCCCGUGUGCCACGACGCUUUGACUCGCGGCCUGGCCUCCUGCCUCCUGGAUGCCGUGCUUCGACACGGAUGUGAGGUGACCUUCGUCCAGCUGCUGCUAGACCACGGGGCCAACCCAGGCUAUGUGCCCUGGGAUGAUGCUGAGCUGGAGGCUCCCAACCGAAGAAAGGUGGAACCCGAAGCCCUCAAGCUCUUCCUGGAAGCAAGAAAAUGCCCCAACAGGUUGACCCACCUGUGUCGCAUCAGGAUACGCAGAGUCCUGGGGAAAAAACGUCUGCAGCAUAUACCAUCACUGCCACUUCCUCAACCCAUCCACAACUUCCUGUUUCAUCACAACUAACAGCCUUCGUCACAACCACAGUGGUGUGGCUCUGUGGACGUCAUUUAUUUAAAAUUGAACACUUUUAUUUUUUCAAGUUCGGUAAGUUGAAAUACCUUUUUCCUCUCCCUGUCAGAGUCCUAAUAUUGUAUACUUUCACUGUUUAUUAUUGCUCCUAUCUUACUAUACAGUACGUAUAUUCUGUGUACUCUUUAAACAGUGGAACCCGUUUAUGUCGAGCAAGUCUUCACAUUACUAAAAUGUGCUCAAGUCAACUUUGGCAGACACGGUCGACGGAUUUUGUCGACGCAAAAUAUAAGAGCCAAAAGUGUCAUUUGUUUAUGUCAACAUAUUAUAUUAUAUUAAUUUCAUCAUUAUCGUGAAGCAGCUUGAAACAACAGCAACAACAUAACUAUUAGGGGUGUGAAUCUUUGGGCACUUAAUGGUUCGAUCCGAUUCCGAUUUCUCGGAUGACAGUUCGAUUCAGAAUUGGUUCUUGAUUCAAGUUGUUUCUCGAUUCAAACCAAAUCUCGCAAUGUACUAUUUAGUA
Molecule: messenger RNA, 1746 nt
Organism: Entelurus aequoreus (snake pipefish)
Lineage: Eukaryota; Metazoa; Chordata; Actinopteri; Syngnathiformes; Syngnathidae
Gene: asb1
Product: ankyrin repeat and SOCS box containing 1
Exons: 5
Coding region: 165-1217 (350 amino acids)
Biological process (GO): intracellular signal transduction; protein ubiquitination
Cellular component (GO): ubiquitin ligase complex
Molecular function (GO): protein binding
Source: RefSeq, a predicted model, not a curated record